UAUCAGUGAACGCACGACUGCUGUGCGAUGCUGUGUGUAUCGUGUUGCGCUCUGUAUCUCGAGUGCAAUCGUACUUCGGCGAAUUCGUGUUGCAGGAAGUCGCGUACGUCUAAUCGUUUCGGUGGAAGCGACGUAUUUAUUAUAUAUUUUGUCGACGUGGGCGUACCGAGCAGAGAGAAGCCGCGCCGGUAUAUAGCCGGAAACUCUCCACCCCUCUUAUCAUUGUGGCUCCGGCUCGUCUGUCAAAACACGUGCUAUCGACGAUAAUAAUAGAGGAGAAGCGACCGGGAGCUCACGCAAAUAACACGAUUGUUCGACCGCGGUAAAUGUAUCUGCAAACAUGGAUAUUCAUGACAGUACACAUAAUCUAUAUCCAAUGUGUUGCGGAAGAGAGCUUCGUCGAACGUGGAUUAUGCGAAAGUUAUAUAUCUGGCGAAGACGACCUUCAAACUUUUGACUUUAUUAGCAAGUUAAAACUGGACCUGUUGAAGGCACAUUAUAGCGGCGUAACGAAAGUCAGAGGCAGCAAUCGUAUGCAAACGGCGUACCGACUGGACAAAGACACUGAUGUCACCCUUCCGACGAAGAACAUCACACCCAACGGAUUUCCGCAGGAAUUCACGUUGGUGUACACGUUGCGAACCAGGAAAAUACCGAAGUAUCCUUGGCACAUCAUUAGGGUCGUGGACGCGGAAGGUAACGCACAGUUUCUCAUCACCAUGAAUCCAAGGAAACAGACGCUGGACUUCUCACUGACUGAUCGCGAGGGGAAAUUGCAGACUGUCUCUUUCGUGAAUGAUCGCGUGUUCGACAAGAGCUGGCACAAAUUAAAUUUCGGAGUGUUCAAGGACAAGCUAGUGCUUCACAUCGAUUGCGAACACAUUGGCACGGAGAAGCUGAGACCGCAUGGGCCGAUUAAAGUCGAUGGCGAUCUAUCGAUAGCUAAAAUGAGUAACAGUAAAAUCACAGUACCGAUCGACAUACAGUGGAUGGUCUUAAACUGCGAUCCCACGAGACAGGAACGAGAAACAUGCGAGGAACUGCCGAUUAAUCCAGGCGUUCCAUUACCGCAAAUAAAACCUGUUUGCGAGAUGAUUUGUCCGCAGGGGCCACGUGGAUUCAACGGUACUGACGGAUUACCUGGUCCACCCGGAGCACAAGGACCAAUAGGUGCACCAGGUUUAAUUGGACUUUCGGGACAACAUGGACCACCGGGAGAGCAAGGCAAAAUAGGAGUUCCAGGUAAUAUCGGUGCAAGAGGAUUUCCAGGUGUGCAAGGUCCUACAGGACCAAUCGGACCCGCGGGUCCUCAGGGAUUACAAGGAUUUCCAGGGCGAAAGGGCGAUCGUGGUGAAAGGGGUGAUAUGGGUUUCCCGGGUCUGAAAGGGGAUCAAGGUCCUCGAGGAUUCCCGGGUCCGCCAGGGGACAUAAACGGUACGAAAGGAACUAAAGGAGAACGAGGAGAUGGUGACGCUCCAGGAUAUCCGGGCGAAAAGGGCGAACGUGGAGAACGAGGAUAUCCGGGAUUAGAUGGGUCUCGUGGUCAGGACGGUGCGCAAGGUCCCCCUGGUCCUACAGGACUACCCGGUCCACCAGGACCCAAAGGAGACCUCACGUUCACUGACGCUCCUGGCAUUCCAGGACCACCGGGCUCUCCUGGUGUAGCAGGACUACAGGGGUUGGCAGGUUUACCAGGAUCGCCAGGAAUACCAGGACCUCCGGGAUCACCAGGAAUACCAGGACCUCCGGGAUCAUCAGGCCAGACCGGUGCAAAGGGUGAUGUCGGAGAACCUGGUCGAGAUGGUACACCGGGAUUGACGGAUAGUAGCGUGAUACCAGGACCUCCCGGUCCCGAAGGGCCCGUCGGACCUCCUGGCGAAGACGGUUACCCAGGUACCAAAGGAGAAAUCGGACCAAUAGGUUCUCCGGGCCUACCUGGAGCUCCGGGAAAAGAUGGAAUCCCAGGAUUACCGGGAUCGAAGGGACUUGCAGGAAUGCGCGGAGAUCCGGGCCUGCCGGGAUCUCGUGGUUUAGACGGACCCAUUGGAAAACCGGGAUCGUCAGGACUAGAUGGAAAACCGGGGCAAAAAGGGAGCAAAGGGCAAGAGGGCGAGCAAGGUCCUAUUGGACCUCGCGGGUUACCGGGCGGCACGGGCAUGGUUGGUUCACCGGGUGCACCAGGAUUAGAAGGAAGACCAGGUUUACCAGGGCUGCUGGGGCCACCAGGACCACCAGGGUCUCCUGGUCUCCCAGCUCAGAUCGAAAAUACACCUUAUCCGAACAGCAGCUUCGAUAACAUCGGCAGUCCCGGUCUGGAUGGUCCCAGAGGCCCGCCUGGGGCGCCAGGAAUUCCAGGUGACAGGGGUGCUCCUGGAGAACGAGGACCGGAGGGCCAAAUAGGAUUACCCGGAAUGCCCGGUAAGGAUGGAGCACCCGGUUUACAAGGUCCGCCUGGGAACAGAGGUCAAACGGGUAUGCCGGGACUUCAGGGGCCAUCCGGUCGUAGUAUCAACGAAGCGGAGAUCCGAGAUAUUUGCGCCAGUGUGCUGAGAGAACGGAUGACCGAGAUGGCAGCGCUGAUGCAAGGCCCACCUGGUCCGACUGGCCGAGGCCGUCCAGGCCGUCCUGGAUCACCUGGUCCCCAAGGUCGCCCAGAGAGGCUGAAAGAACUAACAGAUGGUCUACGAGGGCUGCCCGGAUUACCGGGAUUGGCUCGACAGGGUCGUCCCGGUCGAGCCGGAGAUCGGGGUAUUCCAGGUGACCCGGGAUUGCCAGGUUUGCCGGGAGAACGUGGAUUCGUCGGUUUACCAGGUCCACAGGGUCCCACGGGAUUGCAGGGUCCGCCUGGCGAACGUGGAGAGAAAGGAGACAGAGGUCCAGAAGGGAUCGGUUUAGAAGGACCACCUGGUCCAAGAGGGCUGCCAGGGCCUCCUGGUAACGAUGGGGUUGGUUUACCCGGGAGACAAGGAGACAGAGGCGAACCAGGGAGACCAGGUGUUCCUGGUAUAAGAGGAACGCCAGGAGCGCACGGGCCACCCGGAUUUUGCGAAUUCUGUAAUUAUCCCAACAAUAAUUAUCUGCAGUACAGUCGUGGUAACGAGAAAGGUCCUUGAGAUCUGAUAGUGAAUUCCGAUUAAAACAAAGGAAAUUCUUGGACAGCAGGAAGAAUAUCGUAGAAGAGUUCGGUAUAUUUUAUAAAUAUAAUUAUAAUAUUUCUUAAAAGUACUCAAGGUUUAGCAUUUAUCGCUAAACUAAAUUUCUGCGGGUCCUUAACAAGUCACUGCCGCGCAGACUUCUCUUUCAAUUAUGACUUAAUUACGAUUUUAAUAUUGAAAAACUCAGUGUAUUAUACAUAUAUUAUUUAAUAAAGCUUACUUUUUCGAUAUA
Dinoponera quadriceps is the source of this 3387-nucleotide messenger RNA. RefSeq names its product collagen alpha-1(XXII) chain-like. The transcript has 20 exons. NCBI's taxonomy places the organism in Eukaryota, Metazoa, Arthropoda, Insecta, Hymenoptera, Formicidae. The record is from RefSeq and is a predicted model, not a curated record. The coding region runs from base 327 to 3113 and encodes 928 amino acids. Gene Ontology annotation, cellular component: basement membrane.